CUGGGAAGGGAGGGGGUAGGGGUAGAGGGAGAGGAUUUUUGGAGGUUCCAGGGGUGUAGACGGAGGGUGAACGGCCUCCCGGACGACCUUCAGACGGAGGGCGGUGGGCGGGCGUCUCGGAAGACUCCGCAGGGUAAGGAACGGCUGGUGUACACGUCUGGGACACGCCGGCCGGCUGGUUCAAGGGUUACGGACACGGGAGCACAGACUACGUAUCAUUGGUUACAGUUCAAGGAGUCUGAACACUUGUACCGACAUCACUGA
Danaus chrysippus (African queen) is the source of this 264-nucleotide messenger RNA. Lineage: Eukaryota; Metazoa; Arthropoda; Insecta; Lepidoptera; Nymphalidae. The record is from the annotation of a GenBank genome assembly.